This is a messenger RNA of Cladocopium goreaui, 1344 nucleotides long. NCBI's taxonomy places the organism in Eukaryota, Dinophyceae, Suessiales, Symbiodiniaceae. The record is from the annotation of a GenBank genome assembly.
GUCUUCACUAGCUUGCUUGGCUUCGAGGUUCUCACACUGCACGCAGCAAGGUUGUUGGUUUGGAGGUUUUUGCCACCAGAAGAAUUCAAAUUCUGCACCAGAUUUGGGAACAGAGAACCAUAUUCCAAGCUCAUCUUUCGUGGUUUCCGCUAUUUCUGUACGGGCGGUCAGUGGUUGCAAACGCAUCUUCCUCAGACUCUGAUGUUGAGCCUGCCAUCUCUCGUAUUCCUACCCUCCCUGUGUGUCUUUGGGCUGACCGAGAUGGACCCUCAGUGGGGGGACUUCACCGAGGUCCACAGCAAGCUGUACGACGAAAUCAUGAGUUCCAUCGACCUGGUCUUCGGGCACUUCAGCGAUGGAGUUCGAGGACUUCCGGCGGAACGCCUCGGGCAGGCCAUGCGGAUCCUGGGGAUGAACCCCACGGAGGAUCAGGUCUACAAACACUUGGCAGAUCUUGGUCGCCCAAAGUACAUCGACCAAGCGACGUUUCACCGUUUCAUCCAGGACGAAUUGACAAAGUAUCUCGAACAGGUUCAGGCUGUGGUUGACUAUUUGAAGCAAUAUGAUACGGACAACAAGGGCGCCUUGUCCACUGAAGAAGUUCAAGCAGCGAUCAGAGGAAGUGAGCUGAGCCAGAAGAAGCUCCAGGCAAGUGUCGCAAAGAUGCCAAGCAACAGUAAAGGUCAGCUGGAUAUUGUGGAGCUGGCAACGUGUUUUCUGGAGCUGGGUGAUGAGGCGGAAAUGCUUGAGCCAUCGGAGGCAGAGAAAGAGAGAGCAUCUGCGAGUGAAGCAGAUAGCAAAGCAGUCGAAAUUCAGGUGGUCAAAGAUGCCGUAUCAGCUGAUGCCGAGGAGAGCGCCAGUGGCCCAGCAGCUUACAGCACGAUGUUCAACGACAUCAUCGCUUCCACGAACGCUGUCUUCAGAUAUUUCUCCCAGCCUUCUGGAGUUCCCGCGGAACGACUUGGACAUGCCAUGGCUAUUCUUGGGAUGAACCCCACGGAAGAUGAGGUCAAAAAGCAUUUGGCAGGUCUCGGUGGUCCAAAAUACAUUGACCAAAAGAUGUUUCACCGUUUCAUAGAGGAGGAAUUGGGAAAGCUGAUUCCGAAAGUUCAGGAAUUGCUCGACUAUCUAAAGCAGUUCGACACGGACGGUAAAGGGGCAUUGUCAGAGGAAGAGCUGCAAGAAGUGAUGAGAGGAAGUGAGCUGAACCAGGACAAAGUCCAGGCCAGGUGGGAGCUGCACGAUGGAAUUUGGAGGUUGCCAUUCUUUAAAGUUUGUCACAAGACUGCAAAGCCAAUCCUGGUCAUUCCAUACAUAACUGGUUUACGCAUGCUUAGACUUUAG